GCGCCCGGAAGGCGGUGUCGGCCGGGGGGCGGUGCCGGGGCUGCCACGUUGGAGCGGUCCGGGAGCGCCUGAGCGCCGGGGACGCGGGGCAAAAUGAAGCUGAAGGAAAUAGAUCGUACUGCCAUGCAGGCAUGGAGCCCUGCCCAGCAGCACCCCAUUUACCUGGCCACAGGUACAUCAGCUCAGCAGCUGGAUGCCACCUUCAGCACAAGUGCUUCUCUAGAAAUAUUUGAGUUGGACUUAUCAGAUCCUUCACUGGAUAUGAAGACCUGUGCCACGUUCUCCUCCUCUCACAGGUACCACAAGCUGAUCUGGGGCCCACACAGCAUGACCUCGGGGGAGAGAGUCUCUGGAGUCCUGAUUGCUGGGGGUGAAAAUGGAAAUGUCAUCCUGUACGACCCAGCCAAAAUCAUAGAUGGAGACGCCGAAGUAAUAAUUGCCCAGAAAGACAAGCACACGGGACCAGUAAGAGCCCUCGAUGUCAACAUGUUCCAGACUAAUCUGGUGGCCUCUGGUGCUAAUGAGUCUGAAAUCUAUAUCUGGGACUUGAACAACUUUGCUACGCCGAUGACACCAGGAGUGAAGACACAGUGUUUUACCAUGCACGUAGAUGAAUUUGGUCUAGUUUUCUUUUUUCCUUUAGCGCUGCUUAGUUACUUGAUGCUUUGGCGCAAUGUUGUCCUGCAGAUGCACUGCUCGGGCUUGGCGUGGCACCCUGAUGUUGCUACCCAGAUGGUUUUGGCCUCAGAGGAUGACAGGCUGCCUGUUAUUCAGAUGUGGGACCUGAGAUUUGCCUCCUCACCGCUUCGUGUUCUAGAAAGUCACACGAGGGGUAUAUUGGCCAUUGCUUGGAGUAUGGCGGAUCCAGAGCUGCUGCUUAGCUGUGGGAAGGAUGCUAAAAUCCUCUGCUCCAACCCUAACACAGGAGAGGUGCUGUAUGAGCUGCCCACGAACACACAGUGGUGCUUUGAUAUCCAGUGGUGUCCCAGGAACCCUGCUGUCCUGUCUGCAGCCUCCUUCGACGGGCGGAUCAGCGUUUACUCCAUCAUGGGAGGCAGCACGGAUGGCUUGAGGCAGAAGCAAGUUGACCAGCUUUCAUCGUCCUUUGGGAACCUUGAUCCCUUUGGUACAGGACAGCCCCUCCCGCCCCUGCAGCUGCCCCAGCAGGCUGCCCCACAGAGCGUUGUUCUGCCUCUGAAGAAACCACCCAAAUGGAUCCGGCGGCCCAUGGGAGCAUCGUUCUCGUUUGGAGGCAAGCUGGUUACAUUUGAGAAUGCCAAGUCUCAGCAGCAGCCAGGCAUGGAGCAGCAGCAGCAGCAGCAGCACCAUGUCUACGUGAGCCAGGUUGUCACAGAGAAGGAGUUCCUGGCCCGCUCCAAACAGCUGCAGGAGGCUGUGCAGUCUGAGGGCUUUGUCAGCUACUGCCAGAAGAAGAUCGAUAUGGCCCUGGCUGACUUUGAGAAGAACGUGUGGGCCUUCCUAAAGGUGAACUUUGAAGAAGAUUCACGUGCUAAAUACCUUGAGCUCUUGGGAUACAGGAAGGAUGAUCUAAGGAAGAAGAUUACAUCUGCUCUGGAUAAAGAAGGUCUUGUAGAUAGUGUUUUGGGAGAGGCUCCUGCAGAAUCUGAAGAAUCUGUGCCAAAUGAGGGGGAUGAAGGCCGAGCUACAGAGGAGCAGUUCUUGGGAGAGACCCCGAAGGACCAUAAACAAGAAACUGAGGGUUUGGGGUCUGCAAAGACGACAUUUAACAUUUCUGUUAGUGGAGAUGUGGACGGUUUGAUCACGCAGGCUCUGCUGACGGGUGACUUCGGGAGCGCGGUGGAUCUCUGCCUGCACGACAACCGCAUGGCUGACGCCAUCAUCCUGGCCAUCGCGGGCGGACAAGAGCUGCUCUCCAGGACGCAGGAAAAGUACUUUGCUAAGAUGCAGAGCAAGAUUACCAGGCUCAUCACUGCAGUGGUAACGAAGAACUGGAAAGAGAUUGUGCAGUCUUGUGAUCUGCAGAACUGGAGAGAGGCUUUGGCUGCUGUGCUCACUUAUGCCAGGCCAGAUGAAUUUGCAGCCCUUUGUGAUCUCCUGGGCAGCAGGCUGGAAAAUGAAGGGGACAGCAUUCUGCAGACACAAGCUUGUCUCUGUUACAUUUGUGCUGGCAACGUGGAUAAACUCGUUGCCUGUUGGACCAAAGUUCAGGAUGGAAGCAGCCCCUUGUCCCUUCAGGACUUAAUAGAGAAAGUCGUAAUCCUGCGCAAAGCCGUGCAGCUCACCCAGGCUGUGGACCCUAAUGCUGUGGGGGCCCUUUUGGCCGAUAAGAUGAGCCAGUAUGCCAACCUCCUGGCUGCUCAGGGAAGCCUGGCUGCAGCUCUGACCUUCCUCCCUGAGAACACCAACCAGCCAAACAUCGUGCAGCUGCGGGACAGGCUUUGCAGAGCCCAGGGGGAGCUCCCGGUGGGACAGGACGGCCUCAAGGGACCAUAUGAGAGAGAGCCCGUGCCCAAAGGACGAGCUGGCCCUGUGGCUGGACGGAUGCAAACACCCCAGGCUCCAGCCCAGCAGUAUUACCAGCAGGGAGACAACCCACCUCCUCCAGGGUUUAUCAUGCCAGGUGCUGUUAACCCCAACAUGCCGCCGCAGCAAGGCACAUCUUCCAAUUACAGCAUGUACUCACAAGCAGGGACACGGCCGACGUACCCACAGACUUAUCAGGCCACACAGCAGUACUCCUCUGGAACAGGGGGACCAACUCUCUAUCAGCCUCAGCAGCCUAUCGCUGUCCCUGCUUCAGCCUCUUACCCGAACCCUGCCCCUAACACCGCCCCUCCCUACCUGCCCUCUGCCCCUGCCCACCCCAUGCCCUCUCCGCUGUACCCCGGGCAGCCUCAGCCCUCCCCGACGAGCUUGAAUCCUGUCUCUUCCUUCCCUGUUCCUCCUUCUGGCACAUCCUUUCAGCAUGGCAGGCCAGGACCUCCAGCAACUUCUGUGGCUUAUGCAUUACCUACUGGACCAACAGGACCUCAGAAUGGCUGGAAUGACCCUCCCACCCUGAACAGAGCUGCCAAGAAGAAGAAGGUCCCUGAUAACUUCUUGCCCCCGGUUCCCAUCACUUCCCCCAUCAUGAACCCGCUGGCGGAUCCGCAGUCUCAGAUGCAGCAGGCUCCAGCUCCAGCACCUCCCACCGGUGCCCCCACCUUCCAGCCUCCGCACCUGCCGGCUGGGCCACUGCUGCAGGGUGGCUACCCCCCUGCUGCCCUGCCACCUGCUGCUUCCAAACCCAGCACGGAGGGGGCCCCCGGGGCCCCAAUCGGCAACACCAUCCAGCAUGUGCAGGCACUGCCAACAGAGAAGAUUACCAAGAAGCCCAUCCCUGAGGAGCACCUUAUUCUUAAGACAACGUUUGAAGCUCUCAUCCAAAGGUGCCUGCUGUCCGCCUCCGACCCGCAAACCAAGAGGAAACUGGAUGAUGCAAAUAAACGCCUGGAGUUUCUUUAUGACAAACUUAGGGAACAGACACUCUCUCCAGCCAUCGUCAGCGGUUUGCACAACAUGGUGAAGAGCAUCGAGACCCGCAACUACCAGGAAGGACUGAACAUCCACACACACAUCGUCAGCACCAGCAAUUUCAGCGAGACCUCUGCUUUCAUGCCAGUCCUGAAAGUUGUCCUCACCCAGGCCAAUAAGCUGGGGGUGUGAAGUAGCCCUGCACUUGCGAAGCCUUGACGGUUGCUUUUCCAAAGAAGUGCAUUUCUACAGCAAACAUGCAGGAAACGGACCAAAUGCUCGUCCUCAGCAUGUCGCGGUAGAGCGCUGACAAACGGCAUUACACUCUCCCUGCAGAAUACUUUGCUCUAGAAGGGCUCUGGAGCCCUGGUGCUUUUCUUUUUAUUUUAAUCCUUUUCCCGUUCCCUAACGAUUCUCCUCUACAAAUAGUAUAUUUAAUGGAUGAUGUCCCAUAUUGUCAAUUUUUAGGUGCAUGUUACACUGCUAAACAGUGGCUUUUAAUAACAGAUGUAUGUGGUAAAACAACAAGAUAGGUUGUGUAUCGGACCCUAAAACAGAUUAUUCCCUUCCACCCUGCUGUUCCUUAUCCACCAGAUUAAAAACAGUCUGAUCAUGUUAUAAGUGUAUUUGGUCUUUCAUUUUAUGAAGCUGCUUGCAGUCCUGUUAUUACAACUUACAUGUUAAAUAGCUUAAUUGUGCACUGGGGCAAACGAGCAAAAUAAAGGCUAAUGUGAUAUUUUCAAUAAAUGUAAA
Lepidothrix coronata (blue-crowned manakin) is the source of this 4248-nucleotide messenger RNA. It is a transcript of the gene SEC31A, whose product is annotated as SEC31 homolog A, COPII coat complex component. The transcript has 26 exons. Gene Ontology annotation, biological process: intracellular protein transport; endoplasmic reticulum organization; endoplasmic reticulum to Golgi vesicle-mediated transport. Bases 94 to 3687 code for a protein of 1197 amino acids. The record is from RefSeq and is a predicted model, not a curated record. Gene Ontology annotation, molecular function: protein binding; structural molecule activity. Lineage: Eukaryota; Metazoa; Chordata; Aves; Passeriformes; Pipridae. Gene Ontology annotation, cellular component: endoplasmic reticulum exit site; COPII vesicle coat.